This is a messenger RNA of Ricinus communis (castor bean), 1893 nucleotides long. RefSeq names its product rab GTPase-activating protein 22. Gene Ontology annotation, biological process: activation of GTPase activity. The record is from RefSeq and is a predicted model, not a curated record. Lineage: Eukaryota; Viridiplantae; Streptophyta; Magnoliopsida; Malpighiales; Euphorbiaceae. Gene Ontology annotation, molecular function: GTPase activator activity. Bases 345 to 1694 code for a protein of 449 amino acids. The transcript has 12 exons.
CAAUGAUGCAAGAAAAGGACAUUUCAAUUUUCAAAUUUAAAAGUUAACAGUCCAAAAUCUCAACACCGCUACUAAGAAAGAGAGAGAUUCUUUGCCUUAAAAAAAAUAAAAUAAAUGAUUUAUAUUAGUUUUUUUGGGUUAUAUUAUUACAGUAUCUUUGUCUUAUUUUCCCGAAUCCCUUCAUUUUCAAGAACCUCUGGGGAAAAACUUUUAUAGCAUUAGCAUGCAUUGAUGCUCUUGUUUUCGAGAAACACAGAGAAUUAAGUUUUGAUCGUCUUAUCUGAAUAUUAAUGCGUCAUUUCUUGAAUAAGUUGGCGAGUGAGUGAUUUUUAUUAUUAGUUUGGAUGUUUGGUUGUGGUAUGUUUAAGAAGAAACCUGAAGGAGGGGAUGAUAUUGGGACUUUCUAUCCAAUCAGACCCGAAUGCCAAGCUGAUGCUCCCAAGCCCCGCUUUAAGCCUAGGGCUGGGAAAACUCUAAGCUCAAGACGAUGGCAUGCUGCAUUCUCUGGAGAUGGUCAUUUGGACAUUGCGAAAGUGCUUAGACGAAUCCAAAGAGGGGAUAACUUUAGUGCUAAGGACACUGUUGUCAUGAUGUUAAUUCAAGCCAUUCAUUUGGGUGUUCAUCCCACAAUUAAAGGAUUAGUCUGGGAGUUCUUGUUAGGAUGCUAUGAUCCUAAUAGCACAUUUGAAGAACGGAAUCAGCUUAGGCAAAACAGGAGGGAGCAGUAUUGCAGAUGGAAAGCCGACUGUCAAAACAUGGUUCCAGUUAUUGGUAGUGGAAAGUUUAUUACAACGCCCAUCAUUACUGAUGAUGGCCAACCAAUAAUGGAUUCUUCGAGAAACAAUGAUCAUGGAGGACAUGUCUGGAUGUUGUUCGCACAGAUCGAACACUUGUCUUCUAUGAGAGUGAGUCUAACCAGGCAAAACUUUGGGAUGUUCUUGCAAUUUAUGCAUGGAUCGAUAAUGACAUUGGUUAUGUACAAGGUAAAUUCCAGUGAAUUAUAUGAUUGUACCACACAAAGUAAUUGUUACGCUGUAUAUAUUGCUUGUGCAGGAAUGAAUGAUAUUUGUUCUCCAAUGGUAAUUCUUCUUGAAAAUGAAGCAGAUGCCUUUUGGUGUUUUGAUCAUGCCAUGCAGAAACUGAGAGAAAAUUUUAGGUGCAGUGCAAGUUCAAUGGGGGUGCAAACUCAGCUGGGCACACUCUCACAAGUAAUAAAAACUGUUGAUCCAAAGCUCCAUCAACACCUUGAAGAGCUUGAUGGUGGUGAAUAUCUGUUUGCAUUUCGCAUGUUGAUGGUACUUUUUCGAAGAGAGUUCACUUUUGCAGAUGCCCUGUACCUUUGGGAGCUGAUGUGGGCAAUGGAGUACAACCCAAGCAUCUUCUCCUCAUACGAGGAGCCUAUUUCUGCUGCAGAUAAGGGAUUACCUAUUUUAAAUGACAAGCUUCUGAAGCAAUGUGGCAAAUUUGAGAAGAACAAUGUGAAGACUGGAUAUUCAGACAACAGUCCACUUGCAGUUUUCCUUGUUGCAAGUGUUCUUGAGGCCAGGAACAAGCAAAUUCUAAAGGAAGCAAGGGGUCUAGAUGAUGUUGUCCAGAUAUUGGGCGAUAUUACUGGAAGUCUGGAUGCUAAAAAGGUGUGCGAGGGGGCACUGAAAAUUCAUAAGAAGUACCUAAGCAAGGCUAAAAUGGCAUAGAAUUUAUGGAGAAUACAGAACUAUUAGCUCAAUCCUUUUGGCAUCAGGAAUACAUGCAAUUGGCCAAGGACUCACAAAUAUAGAUUGUUUUUCACAUAGUCAUCUCUCUGUCUCUUUCUCUAUUCAUUUAUUCUUUAUAUAUAGAGUAAAAGUGAUUACAAUGUAUACGCUUUUGACAUGAAAUGGUUUUGCUGCUAUG